Molecule: messenger RNA, 985 nt
Organism: Eremomyces bilateralis CBS 781.70
Lineage: Eukaryota; Fungi; Ascomycota; Dothideomycetes; Eremomycetales; Eremomycetaceae
Exons: 2
Coding region: 407-589 (60 amino acids)
Source: RefSeq, a predicted model, not a curated record
AAAUCGUCCUUGGCGUCUCCAGUUGAAAUACGAAAACGCGGCUCGACUGAAGUCAUCCCGUGUUUGUGCCGUCCCGAAUCCGAAAUCAGCAUGCGGCUCUGUCUAGCACCACCGGCUCAGCCAUAGCUUGCGAAUCAACGUAACUUGGUGCCAUCCUAGUGACGAACUCUAAUUUGAGACCCAACAAUGAGUAGCCAGAUACCGCUAAUUGAUCAACAUUUUUGCGCGCUCCCCCCACGUCGUGCUUUUACCAACUAGCGAGCUCCGAACUAUGACUACCAGAAACAUUCAAUAUCACCAUGUUCCUCGGCCUCCAGCAUCGGACAGUUUGGCACUUGGCAGUUUAAUAGUAGCACGCUGCUGCCACAUCAACCGAUCAAACGAGCCGGACGAUCUUCGGGCCACCAUGCCAGUUCGCUCGACAUUACUCCAUUGGGAUAACCCGGCCCACGUCACCCUCGCUCAGACGCUCGCCAGCCAGUCCGGGCUCUCCUGCCCCAACGUCCCCUGCUCCGGUCGAGCUAGUGUUCUCUUGACCAUCGAAUGGUACGCAGCCUGUAGCUCCGGUUGCUCGAAUCGUCGGGCAUAGGGGGUCCAAAAACGGCUGGUAAAGCCACAACCGCAGCCCGAAUGGGACGGGCGAAGGACCCAGUUUGACAACGAUCGGUGGCCCGUCCGCUGGAACCGGCGUCGAUGCUAGCGCCGAAUGAUUUGUAUUUCUGAUUGGCUUUCUCAUUGGCCGGCUUUAGAUUUAGGUGUGGUUAACACACACCUCUUUAGGAAAUACCCAACACGUUGGCGCCAAGUGUUCGGUGCCUUUGCCCUUCGCUCAUCGCUGCCCUACUCUUUGUUUCUGCUUCGCUGUCAUUUUUCCUAGAAAUUGAAACUCGACAAGGGGAUUCAGGGGUAAUUGCCAGAAAAGGCGUUGGUCGAUCGAUUGCUUGCUUGUCACUUGGGCCUCCAAACCGCAAAGUGGAAAGUGCGC